CGUGAAGAAAGCAUAGGAAUCGAAAUCCAAUAAACGCCCACAUUUCCAAAAUUCCAAAUCCCAGCCCAUCCGAGACCACCGCCACCAAAAGAAAGGGUAAGGAAUCUGACCAUGUUCCGGCGAGCGUCACGUCUCUUGGCUCGAACCACGACGGCCAGCACAUGGAGGAGGAGUCGAGCUUUCUCCACGGACGUACCAGCCACACCCGCUCAAGAUCCCAACUUCAUCGACUCAUGGAAGAAAGUGAUACCCAACUUGGACCCUCCCAAGACUCCAGCUUCCUUCAUGACCCCUCGCCCCGUAACCCCUUCUUCUAUCCCUUCUAAAAUCACCGUCAACUUCGUGCUUCCUUAUGCAUCUGAGCUCUCCUCAAAAGAGGUUGACAUGGUAAUAGUUCCAGCAACGACUGGACAGAUGGGUGUUUUGCCUGGACAUGUACCCACAAUUGCUGAACUCAAGCCUGGGAUCUUGUCAGUGCAUGAAGGAAAUGAUGUAACAAAAUAUUUCCUUAGCAGUGGCUUUGCUCUUAUACAUGCCAACUCUGUUGCUGAUAUUAUCGCCGUGGAAGCAGUGCCAGUCGACCGAAUUGACCCUGGCUUGGUCCAGAAGGGUCUGGCAGAGUUUACCCAAAAGCUAGGCUCGGCUAUAACCGAUUUGGAGAAAGCGGAAGCCCAAAUAGGUAUCGACGUUCACAGUGCAAUGAAUUCUGCUAUUACAGGCUAAUUGUUUUCGUAAUCAACUUCACUCAAUCCUCUGGCUUUCUCAUAUUGCUUUCCACUUUGUGCAUCAUCAACUUUUUGAUAUGUCUUCAUGAUCAACAAAUGACCGAGAUCUGUCAAGAUACCUACAUCGUUGAUUUUCAGAUUUUGAAAUAAAAUUUUCAGAAACAAGAACCUUGUGAUUGCU
Messenger RNA from Durio zibethinus, 906 nucleotides. RefSeq names its product ATP synthase subunit delta', mitochondrial-like. The record is from RefSeq and is a predicted model, not a curated record. Lineage: Eukaryota; Viridiplantae; Streptophyta; Magnoliopsida; Malvales; Malvaceae. Gene Ontology annotation, molecular function: proton-transporting ATP synthase activity, rotational mechanism. Gene Ontology annotation, biological process: proton motive force-driven ATP synthesis.